Molecule: messenger RNA, 2529 nt
Organism: Zeugodacus cucurbitae (melon fly)
Lineage: Eukaryota; Metazoa; Arthropoda; Insecta; Diptera; Tephritidae
Exons: 4
Coding region: 520-2220 (566 amino acids)
Source: RefSeq, a predicted model, not a curated record
GUAACUAACCCAUAUAACAUCAUAUAUCAUAGAGAUUCAAGUUUUUAAAUAUACCGUUUUAUAUAAAUUAAGAAAAUAUAAGAUGUUGUUGCAGCGCCAGAUAAUAUUCCACAAAUAAUUAGUAAAACUUUUGCCGAUUUGACAGCCUUAGGGCAAGUAAAAAUCGGGGUCCGUUCCGAUUACAUAUACCCGACUUUUGUGGGAACUUAAACUUAGGUUUCCAUGGACGACUUCUGAUGUUCACUGUAUGCUUCGCUCAUGAAAAAUUAUCUUUUUUCCAGGGGAAAUAUAAAAAUUCAAAUUCAGUACUUAUUUUAAAUUUCUAAGCAUUCAGCAAAGUCCACUUAUUAUUACUUGGUUAUGGUUGUACAUAUUUGUACAUACAUAUAUAUGCAUCCACACUUCCUUUAUCGUAGUUCCUUUUAAUUUCUUGUUUACUUGUCAAAAUAAAUUCUGCACGAACGUCGAAAAUAGGCAAAUGCUGUAAACAAGCAUACAAUUUUAAAACAUAAUAUCAAAAUGAUUUUUGCGGAACCUUACAACGCCAAUAAUUUCAUCAAUAAUCUUAAAAAUGGAUUCGACAAGGAAGAAGAUAUCGAUGAUAACAAUGAAGAUGAAGGAGGCAACAAUGACGAGGCGAACAGUAAUUCGGAACAGUUUAUCCGCCUGACAGACAUGGUUCGUAAGCACUACUGUAACUAUUUGGAGAAGCAACUGCUCGAAAAUAUACAGACUUGGCACGCAAAUAUUACUCAAACCUAUGAUGAGGCCUCCAAUUUUGAGCUAACCAUAGAAAAGGCUGCACUGCAGGAGUGCUGCCGUUUGCUUGAGGAUAGGGCAUUGAAGGCAUGUAUGCAUGCACGUCGCUACCAACGCACUAUGCUAAAGAUAAUAGCAGAAGUUCGCCGCAAUACACAAGAAAAUCGUUUGGAAGAUAAGUUAAAAAAGUUUAUUGAUGCGAAUGAAGGAAAGUUCCCUUUAUGUGCUCAUAAACAAAAAGCGACACAAACUGAUGAAAGCAUCUUCUCCCUUGAUUAUCAUCCUAAAAGUUCAACAACGGAUAACUACAACAAUAUUGGCAGUAGUCCUUGUAGCUUAUCGUUGGAACAAAAAAUCGAAAUGUUUCAAAAUCGUCUCAAUCAAGAAAAUGUAGCUAAAGUUACAGCCGCACAUAAAAUGUGUAACCCAAGGUCAUCACGACGCACGCCUCAUAAACUUUCAAGGAAACAACGCCUCAAUCAUAGUAGCAACAAUAAAAUAACACGAGACAUAAGUUUUCAUGAGCAAAAUAAAAAGAAUAUGUCUUCCCUAGACUUAGAGUUAGAAUCAAUUAAAGACAAUUUAAACAUUGAACAUGUGUCAACUCCGACAAAGCUUCAGGAGGAUGCUAACAUAAACAAAUGUACUGUAACAAGCAAUUGCACGCCGACAUUGCACUCUCAUACUGAUAGCAUUGUACUAGAACACGAUGAUGAAAUCGCUAAGGAAUUAGAGCAACUAUUUAGCGAAGAAAAGUCCGAAUUGGAGGAAUUACUUGGUCUCAAUUCGCAUUCGGAACUGGAUGAUCCACAGGUACGCAGUGUAUUGGAAGAGAUUGAAAAUGCAACAUUACUACACGACAUAAAAGAAAACAAUUCGUUUGAGCGUCGCCAAUCUAUAAAUUGUAACACGGUUAAGAAAGCAUCACCAAUUAAUAUGGCUAGUCCAUCACAUCAACAUUUAUCCUUACCAUGCCAUACAGAGCGACCAGUUUUAAAUAUGCGGCACAGUUUGUGGCCUUGUGAACUGUAUAUGCAACGGCGUCGUUUAUCGGAGUCAUUAAGUCGAUUACUUGAAGAAGAUUUUCGUUGGCAUGACCUCAUCAAAUGGAAAUUUCAAACAAUUUUCGGUGACGAUAGCGAUGACGAAUUUGCGACCUGCAGCCCAUCGAUUGAACUAAACGAAGUGCUCAUCUGCAGUUGCAUUCGGCGUAUCUCGCCAUGGAUGGUGAAACAUUUAAUGAAACCGAUGCGUGCUGGUCUCAUAGCCAAUCGUUUUUUAUUUAAAAAAUUGGCAAAACGUUUAUCGCAUUCUAUAGUUUUGGAAAAUCAAUAUCCAGAUGAACGUUUUAUAAAACACGCAGUAGAGGAAUACUUUUGCCUGCAUCAGGCUGUCGUCAGUUUGGAGGACUUGGCGAAUAUGCCCAACCUAAAUGCAAUCAAUGAUAAUUUAAAUUUUUAAAAUGCUAUUAUAAGCAAACAUACAUUUGCCUGUGCCUAGAUCGAACCGAGAUAAUUGAUAUUUCUAGUACAGCAAAGCAAUGAAUUUCCUCCUAUACAUUAUUUCCUGUUAACUGAAGAUUUCUAAUAAUGAUUUUUUUAAUACGAAUGAAAAUAAUUAACGUAGGAAAUAUAUGUAUAUAUUUCAUAUAUGGAAUGGAAUUUACUUUAGAUUUCGUAAUUAAUAAUUUCGAACACAAUUCAUACUCUGCUGUGUAAAUUCUAUUUACUUUUUUUAAUAUGAUAGUUGAACUAUGUAUUUUGAAAACAA